AUGCUCACCACCACUGCUUCUUCGGCCGCGGCCGUCGCGCGCCAACUUACCACCCGCCGAGUCAUCGCCCCAUCCUCCUUCUUCGUCGCCCAAGCCAUCCGCACCUACGCAACCCCCGCCGGUCCGCCGCCCAAGGGCUUCCGCAUCCCGACGCCCAAGACUUGGGACCAAGAGGAGGAACACGCGCUGGACAAGAAUGGACGGUACUUCCUUUUGACCGAGAUGUUUAGGGGCAUGUAUGUGGCUAUGGAGCAGUUUUUUAGGCCGCCGUACACAAUCUACUACCCCUUCGAAAAGGGUCCCAUCUCCCCCCGCUUCCGCGGCGAGCACGCUCUGCGCCGCUACCCCUCUGGCGAAGAGCGCUGCAUCGCCUGCAAGCUCUGCGAGGCCGUCUGCCCUGCUCAGGCCAUUACGAUCGAGGCCGAGGAGCGCGCCGAUGGAAGCAGAAGGACGACCCGCUACGACAUCGACAUGACCAAGUGCAUCUACUGCGGGUUCUGCCAGGAGAGCUGUCCCGUGGAUGCGAUUGUGGAGAGUCCCAAUGCCGAGUACGCGACGGAGACGAGGGAGGAGUUAUUGUAUAAUAAGGAGAAGCUUUUGGCCAACGGAGACAAGUGGGAGCCCGAGUUGGCGGCUGCUAUUAGGGCUGAUGCUCCUUACAGAUAA
Molecule: messenger RNA, 666 nt
Organism: Neurospora tetraspora
Lineage: Eukaryota; Fungi; Ascomycota; Sordariomycetes; Sordariales; Sordariaceae
Product: ferredoxin-like iron-sulfur subunit of mitochondrial complex I
Exons: 3
Coding region: 1-666 (221 amino acids)
Biological process (GO): mitochondrial electron transport, NADH to ubiquinone; mitochondrial respiratory chain complex I assembly
Cellular component (GO): membrane
Molecular function (GO): NADH dehydrogenase activity; 4 iron, 4 sulfur cluster binding
Source: RefSeq, a predicted model, not a curated record